Didymodactylos carnosus is the source of this 1698-nucleotide messenger RNA. NCBI's taxonomy places the organism in Eukaryota, Metazoa, Rotifera, Eurotatoria, Philodinida, Philodinidae. The record is from the annotation of a GenBank genome assembly.
AUGACCUCGAAACGUCCUGCUCAUCAAUUAUCCGAUGUUGAAGAUGAUGAUGAUACAACGGUGAAGAAAUCUAAAUUGAAUGACAGUGUAUCUUCGCCGAUCAACAAUGAUAAUCGUACUAUUGUAACAUCACCAAAACCGUUAACACGGAUUAAUACUGCUGAUGGUAGUUCUAUUGGUACGAAACCUUCAUGUCCAUAUGGCGUUGCUUGUUAUCGUCAAAAUCCACAACAUUUUCUUGAAUAUUCUCAUCCUUCUACUCAUUCACGAUUAUUGACAUCAUCGUCCUCCUCAACUAUUCAAUUAAAACGUUAUGAUCCAAUCGAUAAAAUCAAGCAUAGUUUACCAUAUCGAUUUUUUUUAACAACAGUAAAGGGUAUUCCCGAUGAAAAUAAUGCAUUAAAUGCCCUUAGUUUGAAGGAAAUUUUGUCAACACAGCAUGGUCAAUUGAUACAAUCAGCACAAUUUAAUUACAUGUUUCACAUAGAUUGGCUAAUUGAACAAUAUCCAUCUGAAUUUCGACAAAAACCAUUAUUGAUUGUUCAUGGAUGUAAAAGAGAUGAAUUAGCUUCAUUAAAAGCUGAAUGUUCACCAUAUCCAAAAAUUGAAUUAUGUUCAGCUGAUAUGCCCAUACCCUUUGGUACUCAUCAUACAAAAAUGAUGUUUUUACUUUAUACAGAAGGUAUUCGAAUUGUAAUUCAUACUAGUAAUUUAAUACCACAAGAUUGGAAUCAAAAAACACAAGGAAUAUGGAUAAGUCCAAUAUUUCCAAAAAUUUCAAAAACCACUGAUGAUUAUUCUACAACAACAGCUAAUUCAGAUUCACAUACAAAUUUUAAACGUGAUUUAUUAACAUAUUUGGAUCGUUAUAGUUCAAAACAAUUACAAUUCUGGAUGCAAACAAUAUUGGAACAUGAUAUGAGUAGUGCCAAUGUCCAUGUGAUUAGUUCAGUUCCCGGACGUUUUACAGGUGGAGAUUUUCAAAAAUUUGGUCAUUUAAAAUUACGCCAAGUAACAAUUUAUUGUACAUUGAAAACUUAUCUUGGUAUUGAUAAACAAGAACAAUAUCAAUCAUGGCCAAUUGUUGGACAGUUUUCAUCGAUCGGUUCAUUAGGUAAAGAUGCUGAUCAAUGGUUAGAAAAAGAAUUUUUAACAACAUUAAAACAGUUAAAUUCAUCAUAUCUUGAAAAGCCAGAAUUAAAACUUAUUUAUCCAAGUGUUGAAAAUGUUCGAACUAGUCUAGAAGGUUAUAAAGCUGGUGGAAGUUUACCAUACAGUAUGAAUACGGCCAUGAGACAACCAUGGUUGAAUAAAUAUUUAUAUCAAUGGCAUUCUGAUUAUCGAAAUCGAACUCAUGCAUCUCCACAUAUCAAAACAUAUCUUCGAACAUCGAAUGAUUAUAAACAAUUAUUAUGGUUUUUAGUUACCAGUGCAAAUUUAUCAAAGGCGGCAUGGGGAUCUUUGGAAAAAGAUAAUACUCAAUUAUUUAUACGAUCAUAUGAAAUUGGUGUUUUAUUUUUACCAAAAAAUUUUUCAUGUUCAUCAUUUCCAAUAUUAGAUGAUAAAAUAUCGGAUUCAUUUCCAAUUCCUUAUGAUCUACCACCAACGAAAUAUGAAGCCAAAGAUAAACCAUGGAUAGUUGAUAUACCUUAUACAUCUCAACGUGACAGUCAUGAUUGUACAUGGAAUCCGCACUAA